Daucus carota subsp. sativus is the source of this 1362-nucleotide messenger RNA. Its product is annotated as homeobox-leucine zipper protein HDG12. Gene Ontology annotation, molecular function: lipid binding; DNA-binding transcription factor activity, RNA polymerase II-specific; DNA binding. The coding region runs from base 1 to 1362 and encodes 453 amino acids. Lineage: Eukaryota; Viridiplantae; Streptophyta; Magnoliopsida; Apiales; Apiaceae. The transcript has 7 exons. Gene Ontology annotation, biological process: regulation of DNA-templated transcription. The record is from RefSeq and is a predicted model, not a curated record.
AUGGACGUUACUAGUAAUGGAGGUGACGGGGUUGGCGAAGAAACCAGCAGGGCUCCCCGAAGGAGAAGUAGUCGAUAUCAUAGACACACGCCUCAACAAAUUCAAAGGCUCGAAGGGAUUUUCGCUGAAUGCCAACACCCAGAUGAAGCACGGAGGCUGGAGUUGAGCGUGGAGUUGGGAAUGACUCCUUCACAAAUUAAGUUUUGGUUCCAAAACAAGAGAACGCAGACGAAGGCGAAACAAGAAAAAGAGAAGAGCAUUGCUUUACGAGCUCUGAACGACGAAAUUCGAGGUGAAAUUAAUGAGAUUGCGCAAGUCCUCGAGGCUCUGGAAUGCAGAUUCUGUGGAAAAUCAUGUCAAGUUGGUGAAAAUAUAUUCAUCAACCAACAAAAAUUACGCGCAGAGAAUGCUCUUUUGAAAGAAGAGCUUGAAAGACUUUCACGCGAGGUUGAGGAGUAUACAGGAAUGCCUAUUUCACUUCAUCGGGCAACAGAGCCAAGUGAUCAUGUUCUUAGCAAUUCUUCAGGUGUUAUUGCUACGGAUAAGGCCUUCAUGGUUGAGUUGGCUCAUCAUGCUAUGGAGGAAUUCAACACUCUUCUGCAGAGCAAUGAGUUCUGGAUGAACUCGACAGAUGAUGGACGGACAGUCAUUGAUCUUCAAGCUUACGAGAGGCGGUUCUCAAGAGGUCCUAAUAGUCCUAAUCUUCGGACUGAGUCAUCCAAGGACUGUGGUGUUGUGUUCAUGAAUAGCUUGGACUUGGUUGAAUUUUUUAUGGAUGCAAACAAGUACAUGGAGGUUUUUCCUACCAUUGUCUCGAAGGCAAGAACAAUUGCAGUAAUUAAAGCUGGACUGAUGGGAAACCAAAAUAACCUGUUGCAGCUUAUGUAUGAAGAGCUAAACGUGCUAUCCCCACUAGUACAAACCCGGAAAUUCUGCUUCCUUCGUUUCUGCAAACAACUUGAUCAAAAUUCAUGGGCUAUAGUUGAUGUUAGCUAUGACGAUCCUCGAGAAUCUUUUGAUUCUCAGUCUCAAGUUCGUCGCAUGCCUUCUGGAUGCUACAUCCAAGCCAUGCCUGAUGGCCAGUCCAAGGUUACAUGGAUGGAACACACUCGAAUUGAGGACAGAGCAUCAAUUCAUGAAUUUUACAGGGGACAUAUAUGGAGUGGGCUGGCGUUUGGUGCUGAAAGGAGGCUCGCUGUACUUAAAAGAAUGUGCGAAAGAAUCAAUUGCCCACUGGAUUAUAGUACUCCGUUCUUUUAUAUUGGAGGAGGUAAGCAAUCUUUGUUUCGUAUUCUAUUCAUAGCUAUAUUUAUUCAGUCAUGUAACAAGAAGGAGAAUAAUUUCAAACAUGUUUUCCAGUAA